This is a messenger RNA of Electrophorus electricus (electric eel), 7432 nucleotides long. It is a transcript of the gene zbtb34, whose product is annotated as zinc finger and BTB domain containing 34. Gene Ontology annotation, molecular function: DNA-binding transcription factor activity, RNA polymerase II-specific; protein binding; RNA polymerase II cis-regulatory region sequence-specific DNA binding. Gene Ontology annotation, biological process: regulation of transcription by RNA polymerase II. NCBI's taxonomy places the organism in Eukaryota, Metazoa, Chordata, Actinopteri, Gymnotiformes, Gymnotidae. The record is from RefSeq and is a predicted model, not a curated record.
GCAGUAGCAGAACAUAGCUGGGGAAGGAGGAGGCCAAGGCUGGAGUCGCUGCGGAGGAAUGGGCAACGUUUGAUCCGGAGAGGGUUUUCUGCAAGCCGGGAGAGACGUCAAUGAGUCAUGGAGGACAGCGGUGGCUACAUAGAGUUCGACGUACCUGAGUUCAGCAACACUGUCCUGAAGCAGCUUAAUGAGCUGCGCCUCCAGGGUAAGCUCUGUGACAUCAUCGUGCACAUCCAGGGCCAGCCGUUCCGGGCACACAAGGCCGUCCUGGCUGCCAGCUCACCCUACUUCCGUGACCACUCAGCCCUGGGCACCAUGAGUGGCCUCUCCCUCUCCGUGAUCAAGAGCCCCGAGGUUUUUGAGCAGCUGCUGGCUUUCUGCUACACUGGCCACAUGGAGCUCCGCCUGCGCGAUGUAGUCAGCUUCCUCACCGCUGCCAGCUUCCUGCAGAUGCAGGCUGUUAUCGACAAGUGCACUCAGAUCCUGGAGGGCAUCCACUCCAAGAUCAGCCUCCCCACUCCCAGUGGGAUGGAUGGUGAAGACGAAGAGCGUGCUGCGGCUGCCUCCCAGGCCGGACGCAACGGCCUGAAGGAAGUGGGUGUUUUUGUAAACCCCAUGCAGAUUUCCCCAACAUAUUACCAGCGAAAGAGCCUCAGUGGAGAGGCGAGGGGCUCAGGCAGGACGCCGGCACUGUUUUCUGAGGAGGGGCAGUCAGACCGCGGGAGCAGCGAUGGAGUGUCUGAGCAGGAGGCAUCCAUGGAGGCCGAGACCGAGCAGGUGGACCUGAUCGGGAAGGAUGGCCAAGUGACUGAUGUCCACAUCAAACUGGAGAAAACGGACCGCCCCACCUACUCGGAUAGCUCGUCGGCAGGUGACGACGGCUACCACACGGAGCGGGUGGACGGAGAGCAGGUGCUGGCUGUGAGCGUUGGCGCGUAUGGGCCGGUGCUGCCCCCUGCUGGCUACACCUACUCAGCGCUGCCCUCAUCCUGUUUUGUCAGCAUCAGUCCAUCUAGCCCCUCUCGCUCCAUCCUCAGUGGGUACCGAGGUGGCCGGGCCAGGCUCAAGCGACCGGUCCCGGUGCCGGCUGAGGUACUCACUCAGCUCAAGCCAGGCACGGAUGAUGGCGAGGGGGCGCCAGCGGCAACUAGCGUCUUUGAGAACGAUAUGAGGGAGCGCAGCCUGCGGGGCCACUGGUACCCCUCCAACGAGCGCCUCAUCUGCAUCUACUGCGGCAAGUCCUUCAACCAGAAGGGAAGCCUAGACCGACACAUGCGCCUGCACAUGGGUAUCACGCCGUUCGUCUGCAAGUACUGUGGCAAGAAGUACACCCGCAAAGAUCAACUGGAGUACCACAUCCGUGGACACACCGACAACAAACCCUUCCACUGCCAGAUCUGCGGCAAGUGUUUCCCCUUCCAGGGAACCCUCAAUCAGCACUUGCGAAAGAAGCACACGGUCUCAGGUGCUGAAGCCACCAACACCGCGGACUUGCAGGGGGAUGCUGCCGAUGGCCAGCGGGGGGCACUAGCAGAUGUCUCAGAAGGAGCCUACAAAGCUCCAUAUGCAAGUGAUGAGCCAGCGAAAGAAUUUGGCAAAGAAAGUGCCAAGAGCAGUCCCCAGGAAGCCCCUGCAUCCAGAUGUGAUUAUUAAGAUCCUUUUUUUGUUGAUGGGUGGGUUGUUCAGCGACAAGGAAGCUUUACGGUUGCUAUUUUUGCGAUUACGUGAUUUUAAAAGAAGCAGUGGAUGAUGAACCUGCCGUGUGCAUUUUUUACUUGUCUGUUUUUGUGAGUCAUCUGUUUGUGUAACAUGGGACACGAGAAGAAUUUUUUUCAAAGGGAAAGAAUUGGGUAGGAGGUCUCAAUAAUCAAGGCCUUCAAGAUUUUUUUUUUCCUUUCUUUUUUUUAUUGGGUAUAUAUAUAUAUAUUUCCAUGUUUUUAAACAUAGAGUAAUAUAGGCAUGUUGCAAUAAUGAAUAAUGUGAAAGCUCAGAUAAGAUGUUUGUCAUAUGCUUUUACCUGACCUGUGUUUGCACACGUGGCCGAAAGUAGGGCCAUAAUUCACCCGGAUUGGUUUGAUCUGCCAGUGCAAAAGCUUUGUGUGACACAUCCAUUCAAUACCUCAUCAUACAACGUAACACUCAUAACAGACAGUAUUUUAAGCUUAUCCUCAACUUUAACCGGGUUCUACCUCAUAGUCAAGAACCUGAAAGGAAGUAAGAAGCCUCUCUUAAGCAUAUUUGUCAUAGCAUUUAAAUAUUUCACAUAGCAGACUCCUGGCACAAAUCAUCACUACACAAAGCCUUGGUACUACCGUACAAUUUUCCUUAAAGAUUGUAAUAAAUUUGGAUGGGGUUUUUUUUGUGGGGGGUGUGUAGAGAGAUUGUGUAUGUUUUUGAAAAAGGUGCUUAAAACGGUGGUAAGAUUAGGGAGUUACUUGCCUGUUAAAUGCAAUCAGGUGCAUUGAAAAUAGGGUGUUCAUCACAGAAUAGCAUGAUAUAUAGCCUAACUUUGCUUCUUUUUAUCAGCUUGGACUAAGUUUUAUAUUUAGAGGCUAUUGCUGUGAGGGGAAAGUAAAUAUCAGCUUUUGUUCUAUAUCUUCAGAGAAGUUUAAUGGAAGUAAUUUAGUAUACUAUUUUAUUAUAAAUUUUAGGGUUGCUUAUUUUGAUUCUUAUUGUCUUUGCCAUCUACAUUUGUUGUUCUUUUAAUACAUAAUGUUCGUUUUUCCAAGCACAGAUUAUUAUUUGUGCUAUACCAGAUUCUUCACUGUACAAGUAUAAUCUGAAACUUAAGAAACCUGCUUCUCAACUUUAAACAAGUGUAGAAAGUCUCAAAACAGUGUAUGAUUGUAUCAGACAUGUAAUAUUACUUGGAUCAGGAUUGCAGCAAAAUCAGACUUUUUUUUUUUAGAUGCAUUUGUUUCUGAAAUAUUGUCAUGCAAUAUUUUUGCAUGUUUUUUCUUGCUAAAGGUUUGUGAAUACCUCUUCACAAAUGUAACUUUGAAUAGAGAUUCUGCUUUGUUUGGAACAGAGCUGCAGUUGACCACUUUUCACCGUGAAUGGAUUUGUGUGUAGCUUUGAUGAAUCAAAUUUAAGGUUGUUCUUUGAAGCCCUUGGACACUUUAACCUGUGAGGUCUGAUGGAAAAAAGAGAAUAUAAGUCAUCGUCAAAACGUUGUGGUUUAGGUGUAACUACAACUUUGCAAAAUUUCUGUUGUGCAUAUAGACAGUUCUUGGGAGUAAAAUCUUUUGUUGCCUUUAAAAGUUCUAAAAGUUUAGAUUUUUAGUGUUAAAGCAUAAACCUCUCUCCUUGUGAAGAAACUGUUUUCUGAGACUGCUGGCUUGGAAAUUGUGCGUCUAAGUGCGUAUACUUUGGGCACCACUGGUAUGAAGAAGACUUCUGCCAUGUUUUUGCUGUGUUGGAAGCAAGCCAACGUGGAUUUUGAAUUUUCUUCUUUACAACAUGGAGAAAUUUGUCGUACCAAACAGUAGUAUAGGCUUUGGUGUUUAAAAUUGCAUAUACAUUUAAGAGAGAUGAUGAUAGGUUUCUUAUGUGUUUGGGUGCUUACAUAAGGGGUUGCCAUGGUUCAAAGUUGACAGUCAUACAGAGCUUAAAAGGACCCGAUAAACUGGUGUUGAAAAUGUAAUUGUACUUUUUAAAAUAUUGCCGCCAGAGCAAAAUCAUUCACAAUACAAUUUUCUUUAGAUAUUUUGUUCUGAGACUGAAUAGUAUCAUGAUAAGUUAAAUAAUUUCUUAAACUGAUUGAUUGCUAAAAAGCAUAACACAACCACUGAGUUGGCAAAAAACAAAAUCAGGCUGUUUUUGUUUAAGUUGGGCUAAAGUGUUUCUCUUGUGUAAACAAAGGCUGUAUGCACAGAGGAGAAAACGGCAAUAGUUAGCCAAUGUUUAGCCUAGUGCUAUCAAUUUAUUUAUGUGUGUGAUCAUUUGUAACUUUUGGAAAACUAUAAAUUUGAAAUCCUUAUUAAUGCGAAUCAGAAUUCUAUGUAAGAGACACUAGUCAGGAAUGUGGAUUUUCUUUGUGUCAAUAGCCAUAUUUUAGAAAAAAUAAUUAUAAAAUAUCUGUACUUUUAAAGGCAUCAAAAGUUGAUCUCUCUGUGGAAGGUCUAUGGAACACCAUUGCCAAACAUAAAUCUCAUAUAUAUUAUUCCCCCCCCCAGUGUGAUUAUGGUGUUUACUAUAAUCUGCAUGGCCUCCCGUGAUAGGUGAGUGCUAAUUUAGAUUGUUUGUUUGUUUUCUAACAAAUACGUGUGUGGACAUUAACAGGAGGGUCCUAACACCGUCUUGUUCCUCAUAUUACAGGUCCACUAAAAAGGUUGUGAUAUGCACAAGUGAUCUGUGGCUUUUUUGUCUGAUUUGUUUUGAAAUGACUAAUUAAUAUUGCUCUCAAUUUUUGGUCCUCCAAAUUUCGCUGCCAUAUUCUUUCAUAUAAAAUGAAAUCUGUAUGGCUUCAUUCUCCAACAGACUGAAAGACGCUUGUCUAGUACAACACAAAAUGCCUGCUCACAACAUGCCACUUGAUAUUUGUCUUCAUUUCUAUACAAAAAUACCUGUGUUUUGCAAUUUUGGAGUAUUUAUCUGGCAACGUAUAGCACUUAUUCUGGAGUGAUGGGUGGUGAUUAUCCCUUAUGUAAAGUAUGGUAGAAGUUCCUCUACAGCAUUCCUUAUAAUGCGGCAUUUUAUAUACAUUUUUCUUUUGUUUAUGCAAGAAUAUUUAGUUUACCUUACAACCUAUUUUUUCUGAUGUUGCUUGAGAUCCAAUGUUACUUUAUAAAUUCUUGUCAUUUUAAAAUUCUUUGAUUGAAACCCUUCUGUUACACAAAGGUUGGUGUUUCAAAAUGAGCUUCUGCACUGAACAAAAAUUACAGCCUUUCACAGAUGAUUCAUUCUCGAUGGGAUUCUGCUCUUCCUCUAUUGAAAAUGUUUCCAAAACAUUAUUUUUUAAUUAUAAUGCUUUUAUUGUUGCUACAUUUAUUUUGUCUUUGAGCUUUGACCAUGCAUGUGGCAUUAUUGAACAUGGAGCCAAGUCAUCUGAAGUAGUGUCAUUUAUAUGAUCCCCGCAGGACUGUUUUCUUCGAAAAUAAAGAUUACUGAUAAUGAGGGCCAAAACUGCAGAUACAUAAACCAAGAUGUGUCUGUAAUCAGAUUAAUCCUAAGAGGGGGCUUUAAACAUUCUUCUGGUAAAAAUAAAACGGCAUUUAUUAGCCCCCUCUGGAUACUUUAAUGCAAUUUUGGCCGCUUACCAAAGAGCAAACCAAAAAAAAUGUGUAAUGUUGGUUAUAUAUGCAGCACAGUCAAGUAAAGAGAACAACCCAGAAGCCUGAGAACAAUCUGUGGGAGUAUGUGGAAACUGUUUUCUGCCUCAUUGCCCAAACUCCCACAGCUUUUACAAAGGUUCUCAUAUGGUCAUGAGGAAAUCUUACCAAGAUAUUUGAUUUUGAAUGGAAGCCCCCUCCCCCCUUCAUGGAGCAAGUUAAUGUUCUUUAAUUGUGCCCCAGCUGUGCUGUGUAGUAAAGGUAAACAUGACUUAAGCCAUAAAAGUGUUGCAAAGUAGUAGUGAAAAGACUGAAUGUUUUGGUUUCUGUGGAGAAAAAAUGGAAUGGUUCGGGAAAUGAUCUAUGUUAUGGUUAAAUCUGUGCCUUGCCACCAGAAAUGUUGACUUCCCUGACACAUCCCUUUUCAAAAUUAUCUUUAUAGGACAUAGUGUCUAUUUGUGCAUGUAUCAGUUCAUUCUUGCCAUAUGUAUAAGAUUUAUCUAAUGAUUACAUGCUUAUUAAUCUAUGUUGUUGUUUUUGUUUGUUUGUUUUUUUGCUUUGAUGUUUAACAUCUGUAAUCAUCCUUUGAGGUUUUAUGGAGUUAAGAAGCUAAAUGCUGUAGCAUAGGAAAUGUAAUAUGCAGUUCUGACUGGAAGAAAUUGUAGCACGUCACAAGGAAAUGGGACAAUCAGACAGCUUCAGACACUGGAAGCUACCUCUUCAAAUAAAUCAGUGAAUUAUAGCUUGAGCUAUUAAUUUAUCUUUUGAUAAGAUCUCGCUAGAUUUAUUAUUUUAACUGUGCCAGCCACUCUGUAGUUUAUUAUUAAAAGUGCAUGCUAGACCACUUAGAUGUAAGAUGUAUUGCAUGGUGGUCAUCACAUAUAUGAUGAAAUACUGAAAUGCAGAUUUUCUUUUUCUUGUUUUAACUUCAAAAUAUUUUUUUAAACAUUUUAUUAUGUUUGUCUGGCAUGCACUUAAGAUUUUUCUUUUUUAAAUAUAGUAAAAACAUUAUAUUCCAAAUAGAGGGGGUUUGCUUAUAUCUUACUCCUCUUUAAUGGGACUCAAAUAUAAGGCCUCAAAUAAUUCAUUUCUAGGGAGGUUUAACCCUUUGUAAUGGUGCUUUUAGCCUGGUCAGGUGUAUUUAUUGAUGAUUUUAUAUACAAAAUAUACAUAUAGGUUAUAGGGGCGAUAAGGUUUAUUACACAGUUGUGAGUGGUUUUAAGAAUUGUUAUACUCAACCAACAAACUUACCUUGACAUUACUGAUAGAUGUUCACUCUUUUGCUUGAAUCUUCACAGAAAUGUUCAGUGUGGGCCGUGUACAGUAAUCAAAAAGAAGUGUUUACAGGGAGGACUGUGGGACUACUUUUUGAAUCUGCAGCUUGUUCUUUUAUUAAAGCUGAAUUUCUUCAGGUAGUUUAUGAACACUGAUAUUAGUUAUAAAGAAAAGAAAAUCUUGAAGUCUUCCAUUGCUUCUCUGCUUCCAACAUGUCUCCACUGUGUAAUAUGCAAAAAGCAAUAACCUUUUUAAGAGCAGUUUGUUACGCUGCCUCUUAGAUUACAGAAAUUUCAUGUCUCAAGAUGUGGUCAUAGGAUGCCAGGAAGUCAACACAAGAUGGUGGGGGAGGGGGGGGGGGUAUUAGAACAAGUUGCAUAAGGUGCUUCUGUUGUGGUCACCACCAUAGUCCAAAGCCCUGAAGAGUUAAGGCUAUGAGUAUUUCAGAGCUUUGUGCAUGUGUGGAGCUGCUCAUUUUGUUUGUGCAUUUACUCCAUCCAUCUGCCGCCUCUGCAUCCGGUUAAACAUUGCACCUUUGAGCUAUGUCAAAUAUGAAAGGUAUCUUGGGAGGGAUACUUUGCUUACUUUGAGAGCCACAAAGAUCUCCAUCACUUCCUCGUGUACUGGGACUGCAGGUCAAAUUGGACAAUCAGAGACUGAAUGGACCAUACUACAAUAAGUAUGAUUUUGGUGGAUUUCUGAUGUGCAGCAAUCUCAAACUCUGUUAGCUUCAAAUUCUCAUGUGUUCGAUUAUAUGGCAAAAAAAAAAAUAAUGGUAGAACUCAGGGCUUAGUAUUCAGAAAUGGCCACUUUGGAUAUACAGUGUGUGUUGUAUGUUCAAAUCAACCUAAUUGUGCACUUUUACUUCAGGUUCACCCCCCCCCCCC